This is a messenger RNA of Magnolia sinica, 999 nucleotides long. RefSeq lists its product as uncharacterized. The coding region runs from base 59 to 574 and encodes 171 amino acids. Lineage: Eukaryota; Viridiplantae; Streptophyta; Magnoliopsida; Magnoliales; Magnoliaceae. The record is from RefSeq and is a predicted model, not a curated record. The transcript has 5 exons. Gene Ontology annotation, cellular component: endoplasmic reticulum.
ACACGUCUCCUCUUCUUAUUUUCGAUCUCCUCUCGCUCUCGGCAGAUCUCUGGCAGCCAUGGCGAUGAAUCCGAGAACGGAAGCUCUCCUCCUCUUCGCUGUCAUCUCUCUCAUCCUCGCACCGGUGGCCCGUGGGAUCACCGACGCCCCUUUUAUUGUCGCACACAAGAAGGUCAGCCUCUCCAGGCUCAAAUCGGGCUCCGAACGAGUUGCUGUUUCCAUCGACAUCUACAAUCGAGGAUCCGCGACAGCAUAUGAUGUCAGCCUCACCGACGAUAAUUGGUCUCAAGAUGUAUUUGAUCUUGUUACUGGCAACACUUCAAAUUCAUGGGAGAGGCUCGAUGCUGGUGCCGUUGUUUCACACUCAUUCGUUAUGGAGUCCAAAGUUAAAGGCAUGUUCUACGGUGCACCCGCUGUUAUCAAAUUUCGCAUCCCUUCAAGGGCCACACUGCAGGAGGCAUACUCUACCCCCAUUCAGCCGUUGGAUAUUCUUGCAGAAAGACCACCGGAAAAGAAAUUUGAAUGGGUAAGAUCUCUCUUUUUCCCGUGUCUUCAAAAUCUAGACAUUUCUUAGACCAUCUCUAACAUUUUGCUGCUGCUGAUUCUUUCUGUUUCAUGAAAUGGACCUUCUGUGGCAACCGAACUUCGUCAGGUCAAGAGGCUGUUAGCAAAAUAUGGGUCUCUGAUUUCAGUGCUGUCCAUCGUGGGCCUGUUUGUGUAUGCAAUACUCAGUCCGUCAAAGUCCGGUGCUGCGAAAGCGAGUAAGAAAAGGCGCUGAGCCAUCCAUUUCAGGUCGUUGACGGAUGAGCUUAGCUUGAUCUGCCUUGAGGCAAGAACUCAAGUCUUUAGGAAUGCAGUCAAAGUUUACAAAGUUUAUAGAGCCCUCUUCUAACUGUUUAGUGUUAACGAGAAAGCAUGAUACAAUUUUGGUAAGCUGGAGGGCAGCAUGUUUUGUACAAACCUCCUCUCUUUGCUAUAGAUACUGAUGUUGGUGGGCCA